Trypanosoma brucei brucei TREU927 is the source of this 1560-nucleotide messenger RNA. RefSeq lists its product as hypothetical. The coding region runs from base 1 to 1560 and encodes 519 amino acids. NCBI's taxonomy places the organism in Eukaryota, Euglenozoa, Kinetoplastea, Trypanosomatida, Trypanosomatidae. The transcript has a single exon. The record is from RefSeq and is a predicted model, not a curated record.
AUGAUUCAUGCGGUUGUUAUGGCGCUUUUUCACAAUAAGAUCUCCAGAGUAACACUAGGAAGUACGCCACAGGGUGCCGUGUCGUUACCUGUGGCGCAGUGGCUGAAACCUAUGCUUGAGUCAAACACUUCACUCACUACAGUUACUCUUCACACACAAUACAUCCCACCGGAAUCACUUAAGGUCGUAUUACUCGGUGCGUCACGCUGUCGAGGCCUUCAGUAUCUUCGGUUGGUUGGUGGCAUCAGUGUCUUACAGUCUAAGGUGUUGAUGUCGGCCCUGGCUCACUUCACACUUUCCUACAGACCCUCCAGGCCAUCUACUGACGCGCGAUGCAGAGUUCCCAACGGUGAAGAGUACUCGCAUGCCCAACGCGUGGCUCAGCCGUCACCAUCAGGGGCACCGGAGAGGGAAAAUGGGCGUUUUGCACUCAAAGCCUGUGAGGCACAACGGGCCAACGACAUGGACAUGUGCUGUAACCCUAUAUACCAGAGACUGUGCUCUCCAGCUCUCCUGAACGCAAGGGCCGCAGGGCCACCGUCACCGUGCAUCCGACAACAUAACGGCGUACAUGUAGUAUUGGACGUGCAGCACAUGGAUGAUGUUGUUGCUGCUUUCCUUGUAAGAGGGUUGGAACGAGCGGAACGUGUUAUCGGUCUCGAUGUUCAUGUCAGUUCUGUUUCGCAGACUGCUAGCCGUGCUGCUGCACGCCUCCUGUCGCGCACAGAGUCCAUCAUCAAGCUGAACGCGGAGCGUCUGGGUCACCUACUUGCUCGAUGUCCAUCACCUGUACCACAGAAAAAGUCGUCGCGACGCCAUGCAGAGAAUGCGGUAAGGUUAGGCACCUCGCCACACUCCCCGCUUUGUCGGCCGAACGCCGGGGCUGACGGUGGUCCCCCGCGUCCCCCCACCGCCAACCCUCAAAGUCUGCCAACUCGGCGAUAUUCCCCGCCACGGCUCCUCCCCGAGCAUCCUUGUGAGCCACACUCUCCCCCACCCCGGCCACUGGGGGCGGGUGCUCCUCACCGACUCUUCAGCACCCCAAGCGUUACGUUUACUGCCGAUGGUGACUGCGCGGAGGAGGAGUCCGAUGACAACACACUGACUGGCGGGGAAGGAAGAGGUGAAGGGGAUAAGGAAGAAUAUGAGGAAAUACGAGAAGCGAAUAAGGAAUGUGAGUCUGCCCCACCCAACAACCGUGUUUCCCCCAAUACGGAUAUUGUGGCUUGCCCUUUUCAGAAACUUGAACAGAAGAAGGUUGAGGUGUGGGGGUCGAGGUCGACCGUUCCGGGUUCGCCGAGUCCAUGUUACAAACCCCAUGCACCGUUACAUCAACCGCCUUCUCACCAGGGGCAGUUGGUGCAGCAUAUGCGUCACAUGCGUAAUUACGUGAAGGACAUUAACUCAGUUGUAGUGCGCUAUCAGGUGGGCAGUCGGGAGACCGUUCAAAGAAUGGUAACAGCAAUGCAGCAACUCGAAGAGCAGUUAACACAGAGUGUCACUGAAAAGUUGACGGAUAUGUUGGUGACCAUUUCGGAGGUUGAAAGGCCGGAGACCUAG